Molecule: messenger RNA, 806 nt
Organism: Salvelinus sp. IW2-2015
Lineage: Eukaryota; Metazoa; Chordata; Actinopteri; Salmoniformes; Salmonidae
Source: RefSeq, a predicted model, not a curated record
GCCCUAGCAGUGUUGUUUAAUCCAGCUAGUGCACCAAAGGGCAGACAUAGGAAGAUAUAGCGAGGCUUCAAGUAGACUACAGGAGAUAUACUCUAGUGACACGUAGUCAGACAUGUUGGUCCUGUGUGUCAUCUCUGUCCUCAGUCUUCUCUCAGUGGGACUGGCAGCUCCUCUGUCCUGUGAGGAUCUACUGAGACCUUUAGAGAUUAACAGCAUGAACCAUAUUUGGGGUAAGUGGAUUUCUAUCGCGGAGAGCACUGAGGUCCCUGGUGGCAGGGAGUAUGCUGCAAAAGAAUGGAUCACAGGCUGGCUUCAGAUCUCUCCUGGGCUCCAGAACAACACUGUCAAAGAAUUACAGACGCUGUCUCAAUUUGCCACCAGCUGUGUUCACAAACCCACAGAAAGAUUCCUGUCCAGAUCCGACACAGGACAACAGCAAAACUCUGGACCUGUCGAAAGUGAUCGAAUUGCUGGGUGACAAGAUUGAUCUCAGAAGACUUUAGAGAGAGAUGAUAAAUCGAAGUGGAUUUAACAGGUGACAUCAAUAAGGGAUCGUAGCCUUCACCUGGAUAGUCUAUGUCUAGGAAAAAGCAGGUGUUCAUAAUGUUUUGUACACUCCGUGUAUAUAUUUGUUCUCAAUGACAUUACAUUAAGUCAUUUKGCAGGCACUCUUAUAGAGAGCGGCUUAUAAGAGCAAUUAGGGUUAAGGGACAUGCUCAAYGGCACAUCAACAGAUAUCUCACCUACUGUAUUCGGCUUGGGGAUUCGAACCAGCAACCUUUCGGUUACUGGCCCAACUCUCUUAA